Messenger RNA from Marasmius oreades (fairy-ring Marasmius), 1899 nucleotides. RefSeq lists its product as uncharacterized. Gene Ontology annotation, biological process: proteolysis. The record is from RefSeq and is a predicted model, not a curated record. Gene Ontology annotation, molecular function: serine-type peptidase activity. The transcript has 5 exons. The coding region runs from base 117 to 1199 and encodes 360 amino acids. NCBI's taxonomy places the organism in Eukaryota, Fungi, Basidiomycota, Agaricomycetes, Agaricales, Marasmiaceae.
CGAUAUUAUUAUCUUAUCUCUCCCGCACCCCCACCAACUGUUCCUUACUCCGUGGCUUUCAGUCUCCACUUGCAGAAUUUCAGGUGAUUUGAAUCCUCGACGAAUCCGACGGAAGUAUGCAAAGCGACGAGCCUUUGACAUUGGUCUACAAAACUUGCGAUUCUGGACCGAUUAGAUUGGACGUUCACCCUCCGACUGAAGUGAUCUCGGGCGUUGGUGCGAUUGUAUACUUUCAUGGUGGUGGCCUCACAGUCGGAAAUCGCAAGAGCUGGUUUCCGACAUGGUUGCAGAAACGCGUGAAUCAAGCAGGGCACCUCUUAAUAUGUCCGGAUUAUCGUCUCCUUCCAACCGGUGGUGUAACCGGGCACGAGAUACUACAAGACAUUCGCGAUCUCUUCGCUUUCAUCUUCGGCUCCGAAUUUGAGAAAGCUCUAGACAAACUUCAAUCAAAAGAAGGGGCAUCCUCCAAACUCGACCCCAAUAGGAUCGCUGUCGCUGGAACAAGUUCAGGUGGUACCUGUGCUUAUCUUGCAGCUAUCCACAUAGAACCUAGACCACGAGCAGUAUUAUCAAUGUACGGCAUGGGUGGCGACUUUCUGAUUCCACACUACUACACAUCAAAGACAACGCCCUUCUUUCGCGGACGAGAACUAUUGGAGCCCAAGAAGUUCACUCAGUAUCUCUAUCCGUCCGUCUCUUCGGAGCCUUCAAAAUCCAUCUCAGAAUCUUCACUAGAGUACCACCCACCAACAUCCCCCACGCCUGGUUAUCCUGCAAAUCCUCACAUGCUUCUUUCACGACUUUAUCUUCAGCUUGGCUCGUUCCUCGACUACUACACUGGCCAGCAUCACCCAAGCCUGAGCGCUUCCUUACGUGAAACGUCCUACCAAAAUUCGGAACCUGGAACCAGGAAACUACUACCGGGAAACAUAGACGAUCGUCAUUCCUGUCUAUUUCCUAGCUUGAAUGUACAUCCAAACUGGCCACCAACUCUCCUCGUUCACGGUUCCGAAGACAGUGCCGUUCCAGUUGCCGAAUCUCAGCAUCUGCACGAAUUGCUGCUAGCGGCGGGAGUGUCGUCCGAAUUGAAAGUCGUAGAAGGAAAAGAACACUCAUUCGAUUAUGAGCCUGACGCGGAGACUAAAUACCAAGAUUUAUUUGACCAUAUUGGUCGCUUCUUGGAUACCCAGCUUAGGUAGCGUUUUCUCGGUCUUGAAUAGAUAUCGUUCGAGUUCAUCUUCGCCCCCGCGUCUUAGCGCCUUUUCAUCUGAGAGCUAUGGUCAUUGCGAGACAGUCAUCGAGAUCCAGCAGUGAUAGUACGGAUAUCACUAUCACCAGUCGACCCUCAUUCCCCUUACCCUACCCCCACAUCUGACCCACCGUCACCGUCCUCCUUCACCAUAUCCACUAGUAGUGAUACUCGAACCGGUAGUAGUGGUGGUGGUGGAGAUGGCACAUCAACCUCACAUUUGUCGUUCUCAAGCGGGACAGUCCCUUUUGCCUUACGGGGGGAGGGAAGAUGAUUCUGAAUCGAAACCCAAAGCCAAAGUGAUCGUGUGAUGGAGAAAUAAGAGAAGAUGGCGAAACUUGGCGUGAUGCGGAGUCGGAAGUCUAGUGGCGUCGCAUGGCUGAAGAAGAUCCCCCUCCGGCUCGGCGAGCCGAUUGAUUGCUAGUCCUGGAUCUCCUAUACCAGACACAAGACUACGUGCAUAUCUAUCCACGGCACCAGAGAUCGUUAACCACCUCGAAGAUUUCGCCAAGGAGACCUUCCACACUACUGCACUUUACAUGAAAUAGCCUGGAAAAAUAAAGACCGUACCACCUUUGUCGAAGAUGUUGUUGGCUCUUACAAAUCCCUCAAACUUUUCCGGUUAUUCGCUGACAAGUCUCCAAAACGCC